ACCACACAACCGCUGCUCACUUCACUCCUGCAGUUCAGUGUUUAGUCUUUUCACUUUGUCUCAUUGACCUGGCUUCUGUCUGCACGGGCCUGUGUCCAUGGCCAAGUCGAUGAGUCUGCUGUGGGGGGCUGGAUCCCCCCCAUGCUGGCGAGUUAUGAUCACACUGGAGGAGAAGAAGCUGCAGGGAUACAAACACAAGCUGCUGCAGUUCGAGAAAGGAGAGCACAAAUCACAGGAAGUCCUGGAAAUCAACCCGAGAGGACAGCUCCCUGCCUUCAAACAUGGAGAUUACAUCCUCAAUGAGUCCACUGGAGCAUGUUUAUACCUGGAGAAUCAGUUUAAGUCCCAGGGCAACAAACUGAUCCCAGACAGUCCUGCAGAACAAGCACUAAUGUACCAACGCAUGAUGGAGGGUCUCACCCUCACUGAUAAACUUAAUUCAGUCAUCUACUACGAAUGGUUUGUCCCUGAAGACGAGAGACAUGAUUCUGCUGUGAAGAGAAACAGGGAGGCUCUGGCAGCUGAACUCAAACUCUGGGAGGGUUACCUACAGACGGUGGCUGCUGGUUCAUACCUGGCCGGGGCCUUCUCAUUGGCUGAUGCCAUCGUCUUUCCAAACAUUGCUUAUGCUUUCCGUUUCGGGCUGUCUGUUGGACAUUACCCCAAACUGGCCAAAUAUUACAGCCUGCUGAGGAACAGACCCAGCAUUAAAGCCACCUGGCCCCCGCACUGGCUGGCCAGCCCACAGGGUUUUGACAUCCUGAAGGACCUGUGAAGCACACAAUAGUUAAUAGUGAAUAAAAACAUUAUUCAGAAACAA
Lates calcarifer (barramundi perch) is the source of this 820-nucleotide messenger RNA. RefSeq names its product glutathione S-transferase A-like. Gene Ontology annotation, cellular component: cytoplasm. The record is from RefSeq and is a predicted model, not a curated record. Gene Ontology annotation, molecular function: glutathione transferase activity; glutathione binding. NCBI's taxonomy places the organism in Eukaryota, Metazoa, Chordata, Actinopteri, Centropomidae.